CGGAUUACAAAAACCCCUGGUAACCGAUCCUCGCAGCAGAGAGAAGAAAACGCUCUUUCAAUAAUUUACACAUCAGUACCUGAUACACAACACGGUACAGCUGUGUGAAGGAAAGAGAAGAGUGUAUUGAGAGCGGAGAUAUAGGAGGAAACCCCCCCCCAAAACAAAACAAUCAACAACACGUUUUGACGCGAUCUGUCGUUGACAUGAUGAAGACUGUGGACUGUGUCUAGAUAGACUUGUAAACUUGUUCCCACUCCCAACAACUCACAACCCGCAUCCGGUUGGAAGAAAACGAAAGACCUGAACAUGGACUCCUUCAGCACCAAGAGCUUAGCCAUGCAGGCACAGAAGAAGCUGAUGAGCAAGAUGGCCACCAAGAGUGUGGCCAACCUUUUCAUCGACGACACCAGCAGUGAGGUGCUGGAUGAGCUUUAUCGCGUCACCAAGGAAUAUACCCGCAACCGCAAAGAGUCCCAGAAAAUCAUCAAGAACCUCAUCAAGAUGGUGGUGAAGCUUGGGGUCCUCUACAGGAACAACCAGUUCAAUGGGGAGGAGCUGGUCCUGGUCGAGAGCUUCAGGAAGAAGGUCCACAAUCUGGCCAUGACAGCAGUGAGUUUCCACCAGAUAGAGUUCACCUUUGACCGCCGUGUCAUGAGCGCCAUUUUGAACGAGUGCCGUGAACUGCUCCAUCAGGCCAUCAACCGCCAUUUGACAGCCAAGAGCCACUCGCGUGUCAAUCACGUCUUCAACCACUUCGCCGACUGUGACUUCUUGGUGGCUCUCUACGGGCCCACCGAGGUUUACCGUGCCCACCUGCAGAGGAUCAUUGAUGGAGUCAACAAGAUGCUGGAUGACGGGAAUCUUUGACCUCUGACCUUUCAUCUGUUGGCCUGCCCUUGGCUUUGCCACCAGGCACCUUUUGCCUUUAGUUGCCCAUCAUACCUCCCAUUAUGGCUUUCCCCUCCCUUUUUUAUUUUAAAAAGACAAACAACAUGGACAUCUUUUUGUUGUACAUUUGUACUUUAUUGGCAAUUGUGGGUUUGUUUUGGUUUUUUGUUUUUUGUUUUUUUCGUGUGUGUGUGUGCAUAACUGACUCAUCUAUAACACUGAAAUCCUCCUGGCUAGUUAGUCCAAAGUCUGUUUCUCCUUUAAACCUUCUCUUUUUUUAUUUAACUGUAUACAAAAAUUACAGGAUCUUUUUUCAAGUGAAUGUAGAGCUUCAUGCCCUUAUCGGUAGUUUCUGGAGACGAAACCUUGACAGCUGUGCCUGGAAACUGUGUUUUUCACUUUUUAGUCCAAGGGCACUGCACUUGCUCUCUUACUUAAUCAAAAAGGCAUGAGUCCAGCCACAGGCCUUCAGUCAUAUCACCAUUAGGUUCCUCUAAUGGAUGCGAGUGGUUUGGGGAUCACCAGAAGAGGAAAUAAAACGAAUUUCCAUCUUUCAAAAUCUACCCAAGGACAUAAAGAAGGGAUUGUGAUGCUAAAAGCAGUAAUGCACUCAAUACUGAACAAGCGCUGUACUGUCUCGCAAUAAUGAAACCAUGUUAGCCAUAGCAGUCGAAUAAUCCUGCUUAGCUCUGCAUUUGUAAAUCUCGCCCUCAUGCACUGAGCACACCGACGUACACAUAGCCUAUAGAGGCCAGUGUUCUGAUGUGAACACAACAUACCACAAACCUAGUUUUCUCUGUAAUAGUUUUUGUUUUAUGACCUCCAUAACAAAGGCAGACUAUUUGGGUCAUGGGGGGGCCGUAAACGUGAAGGAAUUUGAUUGUGCUGUGUAUCAUGAUUGUCUCCAUGCUGACUCAGAAGUCUCAACGGCUGUAACCUCAUCAGAGCUUUUUCUGAAACCGCCACAAAGAUCAACUUCAACUAUUUGUGUCUAUAAUUGUCUCAUAAUCACUGCAGGGAAUGGAUGUGCUGAGGCACCCUGUACAAAAGGUUGCCACAGAAUUUUAUAGGGCAGCAGCGGCGGUGGUGGUGGUGGAGUACAUCCAGGAGGGAUGGAUGUCAUAACAGAUGUGAGUUAGGGUUUCAGCUGGGGUCAGUUGCGUUUUAGAUUUAUCAGCCUUGCCUCUGGUUUAACUGAAAAGGACUAAAACUCUGGCACAAAUUCUGAUAGAUCUGAACUAAAAAGACUCCCCGUGAGCCACCAGAUGAAAUGCUGGAUGGGAACACUGGUGGAGGGGUUGGAUGCAGAAAGGAGAGCUUUAUCAUUCUGUUUUGGACAGAUCAUAGCAAUGCAGCUCUGUGCCUCUGACAAGGGCCAGGCGGGCACAGUAUAGAGAUUAGAGCAGAGACAAAAACAGUACCUGAUUGUACUCGUGCUUGGCAAUUAUAGCUUGCCAUUCGGGGCCGGUGAUGGCCCCAGCCCUGUCUCUGUCGAGCCGCCAGUCCACUCCAUUUCUACACACAGCAGCCCCGCGUUAUGGGAUGGAGAUAACUAUCUCUGUCUGUGGGAUGCAAGUCCUUUAAUGGACUGAAGUAUGAAGGAUAUUGUGUCUCUCAUGAAGAAUAUGGAUUGUUACUAUUAUCCCACCUACCCUCCAUAUAAUAGGUGCCCCUUCUUUUUGUCUAUGUAUUUUUCCAUCACUGAGUCUGUCUGGGAGAUUGUUUUGAGCUGCGGCCUCAUUUGGUAUUCUGUGUGUGUGUGUGUGUGUGUGUGUGUGUGUGUGUGUGUGUGUGUGUGUGUGUGUGUUCGCACAUGCACGUGUGUGUACAUGCACACGUGCAUGUGUACCUGUGAGAGAAUUGGAAAUGGAGCUGCGUAAUAAGCACUGUGCUUUUCCAGGCACAAUCGCGGAAACUAAAACUUUAUCCACAGCAGCUCUGCCAAAGACGAGGAGGACUGAUGUUUUUCUCAGCAAUCCUGAACACAAUCUGACCAAAUUGAGGCGUAUUGCUGCACGAGAUAAUUGCGACCAGAGUGACUGAUGGAUGUUGUUGGUUCAGAAUUUAGUCCUCUUUUAAAUCACCCUGUAAUUCUCUCUAGUUGUCCCUCGCUUGAUUUCCUGUUUUGUUUGAACCAGUUGACUUUGGCUUUGACAUUGUGAGAGGCUUAGAUGUGAACGCUUUUACCCAAUUCCCUGAAACGGUUUAAUUUAAAUGUGUUUCAAAUGUGAUUCUCUGCAAUUUUCCCCCACGACUCAGGGCUAGUUCAAAUCUGCCGUGGCUAAAAUCCAUGAAAACACCAUGAUGGAAAGAUUAGAAACCUCCACAACAGCGCCUCUUACUUUACUUAAGCUCUCCAAAGCAGCAUACUUUUUCAUUUUUGCAUUUUUACCAUAUUGAUUGUGAUACAGUAUAUAUUUUUAUUUCCAUUCAUGUACAUAUGAUUGUUUUUUGUGUACUUUAAAUUGUGUAUCAACGUGACAAUUAUAAUACAGUUUACUCUAUUUAAAUGAUUA
Molecule: messenger RNA, 3407 nt
Organism: Lampris incognitus (smalleye Pacific opah)
Lineage: Eukaryota; Metazoa; Chordata; Actinopteri; Lampriformes; Lampridae
Gene: tnfaip8l1
Product: tumor necrosis factor, alpha-induced protein 8-like 1
Exons: 3
Coding region: 310-870 (186 amino acids)
Biological process (GO): regulation of apoptotic process
Cellular component (GO): cytoplasm
Source: RefSeq, a predicted model, not a curated record